UUGACGAACAUAACAUUAGCCAACAUUACACUCGUAAUCUCUCUCAGGUGGAUUGAGCAGCAACAGUUGCACCAAAUGAAGACGUUGACUAAGACUAUGUUUACAUGGACAGCAAUAAUCUAAUAUUCUGAAUAAGACAAUAUUGUGAUUAAGGUGUUUACAUGAGUUCUUUUUAGAAUAUUCCUUUCAUGUUCCUGUUUUACAUGUUAUAGAACAUAGAUCGAUUAACAGCACACGUCAUUACGUCCCCACGCCAUGCCGUCCGACGUUCCCUCCAGAAUUUCACGUAUCGACAUACAGUUGGUCUUCGUUAUGGUACCGUAUACAGAUUUGGGUGUUUCAUUUUUAAUUUUAAGAAAGCUUCAAGUGCAGUUAAUUAUUUGUCAUGCUGUACAUGCUAAUAGACGACUGCUUGAAGCCGUGGGCUGCGUCCCAAACCACGUACUUACUUACUGUAUAGUAGCUGAUAUACAUGUAUUUCUCCUACUAUAUAGUAGGUAAGUACAUUGUUUCAGACGCAGCCGUGCUCUCUUGUUUACCAUCGAAACGGUUGAGCAUUGCUGUGUGUGUAUGUAUCCUGUCGCAAAAUGCGGUGAAAACUCUCACACAACGUUAAUAGUGUGAUUAAGGUGUGUACAUGUCUGUAAUGCACUUCGAUAAUGCGACUAAAACAGGAAUACUCCACACGGCUUAAUUCCCUUUGUGUUUACUUCGAGUAUGACUUUAGUCGGUUUAAAGUCAUCAGAAAUUGCUGUUUACAUGCUAGUUUCUUAAUCAGAGUAUCGUCUUAAUCGGGUUAAUAUCAGAUUAUUGUUGUCCAUGUAAACAUACUAAAUGUUGAAUAUGUUAAUUUGUUGAAGGCCUGCUGUUAAUGUCUAGGAUCACUCCCAGCUCAGGCGACAGAAGACGUGUAUCUGAUGUUGCCAUUUAAAUCUUUAAAAGAUGGUUUUAAGUACAGAGUUAAAAUGUUCUUCUUUUAACUUAAUCUAUUUGUAAUAAAUAUUGUGUAGUUUUACGUGUGAAAUAUUCUUUUCUGUAUUUGAAGUAAUCCUUGUAAUCAUCUAAAGCCGGGUUCACACUGUACGGUUUUGUCCACGAUUUGGUCUUCUGAGACAAAUUUUCAUAAUCCUGGAAGAUUCCUCUAAUCCUAGACCAAAAUCUGUAGUCUUUGAUCGCUAGUUUAACAUGUUCUCUGAAAGUCGAUUAACGACUGUUGCGAUCAAAUUUUUCCUCAGAUUAAAUUCUGGCAGUGUCAGAAGAUUUGAGGCACAGUCCUGUAGUGUCUUCUCCUACUCCGUACAAGUCUUCUUGCGUGCGUCUGUUUUUCACAUCUUGACUGUCGUACAGUCUGACAUUAAUGACUGAGAUCCUACAGUGUGACAUGGCUUACGGCGGGGAUCGUGUUCAUAUAGUCUCACAAGCAGCAGGUGCAAAGGACUAUUAAAAAUCACACAGUGUGCACACGGCUUACGUUGUGGAUUGUUUAAAUAAGAAGUCCAUACAGGAUUUCACAGCUGUUUUUUUUUUUUUUUUUUUUUGUUGUUUUUUGUUUUUGUGAUCGUUGCAGCCAAAAAUGAUUGAUCUUGCUGCAGCUUUAAAAAAUUUUUUUUCAAAAUUUGUGAUGCAAUUUGCGAGUUUAGCUUUUUGUGCUUUUUUUUUUCCCUGUUCUUCCAGAAAACUACGUGAAUUGGCGAAAUUCUUUCCCAGUGAUGUUUGUUGAUAAAUGCUGUAUUUUAGCUGUGCUCGUGUUCGACUCGCGUGAAUCGAAGAGGGCUUUGGCUGAAUGCGCGCUGUGAUGUCAAAUCUGUGAAUCUAACUGUGAUGGAGUCACAGAAUCUCACUGAUGACCUCUCGCCAAAGAAGACGACAGUUUUUAAGCUGGGAAAUGGUACUCUGUCUGGCUCGAGGAAACGUCUGUCACGUGCCACCUUUGAGAAGGAGAAGGAGAUGUGUAUCCAGAUGUUCGAGCAGUGGUCCGAGGCUGAUCAGGUGGAAUUUGUGGAGCAUCUCAUCUCACGCAUGUGCCAUUACCAGCAUGGCCACAUCAAUUCUUACCUCAAACCCAUGCUACAGAGAGACUUUAUAACAGCCUUGCCAGCGCGGGGUCUGGAGCACAUAGCGGAGAACAUCCUGUCCUUUCUGGACGCCCGCUCUCUGUGCGCGGCUGAGCUGGUGUGUCGCGAGUGGCACCGGGUCAUCUCUGAGGGCAUGCUGUGGAAGAAGCUCAUUGAGAGGAUGGUGCGCACUGAUCCACUGUGGAAAGGCCUGUCUGAAAGACAUCAGUGGGAGAAGUACUUGUUCAAGAACCGCACAAAUGAAGUCCCACCCAACUCGUACUAUCACUCACUCUACCCUAAAAUUAUACAGGACAUCGAGACGAUUGAGGCCAACUGGCGCUGCGGCAGACACAACCUGCAGAGGAUCCAGUGCAGAUCAGAGAACAGCAAAGGGGUAUACUGCCUACAGUACGACGAUGACAAGAUCAUCAGCGGCCUCCGAGACAACUCCAUUAAGAUCUGGGAUAAGCACACUCUGGAGUGUCUGAAGAUUCUGACCGGUCACACUGGUUCAGUUUUGUGUCUGCAGUAUGAUGAGAGGGUAAUAGUGACCGGUUCCUCAGACGCUACUGUCAGAGUUUGGGAUGCGAAUUCCGGUGAGGUUCUGAACACUCUGAUCCACCACAACGAGGCGGUCCUUCACCUACGUUUCUGUAAUGGCCUGAUGGUGACGUGCUCUAAAGAUCGCUCCAUCGCAGUGUGGGACAUGGCCUCUGCCACUGACAUCAGCCUGCGUCGCGUGCUCGUGGGCCACAGGGCCGCCGUCAACGUCGUCGACUUCGAUGACAAAUACAUCGUCUCCGCCUCAGGAGACAGAACUAUAAAAGUGUGGAGCACUAGUACCUGUGAAUUUGUCCGAACACUAAAUGGACACAAGAGAGGUAUUGCCUGCCUCCAGUACAGAGACAGACUGGUGGUCAGCGGCUCCUCGGACAACACCAUACGAUUGUGGGAUAUUGAGUGCGGGGCAUGUCUGCGAGUGUUGGAAGGCCAUGAGGAGCUUGUUCGUUGUAUUCGGUUUGACAACAAGAGGAUCGUCAGUGGAGCAUAUGACGGCAAGAUUAAGGUGUGGGAUCUGCAGGCUGCUUUGGACCCUCGUGCUCCAGCCAGCACUCUCUGUCUGCGCACACUAGUGGAGCACUCUGGCCGUGUGUUCCGGCUACAGUUUGAUGAGUUCCAGAUCAUCAGCAGUUCCCAUGACGACACAAUCCUUAUAUGGGACUUCCUGAAUGUCUCCCCCAACGGACAGCCAGACGGAGUCCCACAUGCAGCCAGAUCGCCCUCGCGCACCUACACGUACAUCUCCAGAUAGCGGGUACCUUUGAUGUGUGCCAGUGUGUCCUGGGAUAGCUGAGAGCUGAUUGGCUAUGGGAUUUGUCUAUCCCAGAAAAGAGUGAAAGGAACUGCCUCCUUGUUUUCAUCUCUCCGGUCUGAUGGGAAGCUUCUCCAGUAACACUCAAGUUUGCCACAGCAACAUAUUCUCACACCAACUAUGAGCCGACAUGGAAACACUGUCUCUGUUAUACGAUAGCACACAGCACAAUUUUAACGGUUUUGCUCAGCAUUAAAUCUAGAUUCACACUGCAAAUGGCAUUUAGAAGCUUGAAAUGAUGAUAUUUAUUGCCAGAGUAUUGCUAAGACGUUCUUAGAAUAUAAUCUAAGCUCUUUAUACCUGCACUAACCCCCCACAAAAAUCCAUGUGUAUAUAUAAAACACUCUGUCAAUGGACGAUUAACUUUCCCACUUCUCUUCUGAGACUGUUGAAUGGACAGACUGUGGUGUUGGAGAAAGAGAUUCUUAACAAACAUGCCAAGGAGAAUGGAGUACAUGGACUACGUGGACAGACUAGUGAAUUAUUUCUAUCUCUCUUUCUGUCUCUCUGGCCUUGGGCUAGACCAGAAACGCGUACUCUUUAAGCGUAUGAGAGUGACUGCUCUGCGUCGGCAGAACUGAGUUUGAAUUCUCCACCUCGUCUCGUUCUCAUCUUGAGGCUGAGGUGGGCGUUGUGCAUGUGAGACAGUGUGGAAUCCGUCCUCCUGGCUCUGCUUUUUAUUUCUUCUUUUUUGGUUCACUUUCAGAUUUUUUUAUUCCUCUUUUUUUAUUAUUUAAGUGUACUCAUAUUUUCAAUGUAUUCUUAUGCUAGACAUUGUAGAGCUCUUUGUUCCACUCCAAUGGCAUUUGUGUUUCUCUCGCUCUCUCUCUGCUUGCUGUAUGAUAGUGUAUUCUAGUUGUAAGCCAAACUGUCGUGUCAAAGAUUGUUCUAUAUUAAAAUUAUUAUUUUUUAAGAAAAAUACAUUUAUUGUGAAUAAAGUACAAGACCAUG
This is a messenger RNA of Ictalurus furcatus (blue catfish), 4380 nucleotides long. It is a transcript of the gene fbxw11a, whose product is annotated as F-box and WD repeat domain containing 11a. Gene Ontology annotation, molecular function: protein dimerization activity. Lineage: Eukaryota; Metazoa; Chordata; Actinopteri; Siluriformes; Ictaluridae. The transcript is spliced from 13 exons. The record is from RefSeq and is a predicted model, not a curated record. Bases 1822 to 3369 code for a protein of 515 amino acids.